This is a messenger RNA of Sinocyclocheilus grahami, 1806 nucleotides long. RefSeq names its product zinc finger protein 813-like. The transcript is spliced from 6 exons. Gene Ontology annotation, molecular function: DNA-binding transcription factor activity, RNA polymerase II-specific. NCBI's taxonomy places the organism in Eukaryota, Metazoa, Chordata, Actinopteri, Cypriniformes, Cyprinidae. The coding region runs from base 6 to 1382 and encodes 458 amino acids. The record is from RefSeq and is a predicted model, not a curated record. Gene Ontology annotation, biological process: regulation of transcription by RNA polymerase II. Gene Ontology annotation, cellular component: nucleus.
AUGUUAUGAAUGUGGAAGUAAGAGGUGGGUGGAUAGACACCUUAGUGACAUUUUAUCAACUCACAAUGUCUAAACUGCAGAUUUUAAGUGUUUUUCUGACAGAGAGAUUAACUUUGGCUGCGCAGGAGAUUUUUAAGUCUGUGGAAGACAUGUUUUCAGAGUAUAAUGAGGAGAUUUGUCGCUCCAGACAGGAGAUUGAGCUGCUCAAGAGGAGACUGCAGCAGGCAGGAGUUCAGAUGGACUCUGAAACGCAGUCUUGCUCCUCUGAGACUCAAGGAAAGAAAUACAUCCAGACAUUUUCAGAGGAAUGGAGAUCUGAACAUGAUUUUAAGGACACUGAGAUGCAUAUGAAACUAGAAGUUUAUACACAGCAGGAGGAGAAUGAAGAGCAAAUGCCUGUAUGCAGUGAAUCGGCAUCUUUAUCACCAUGUAUGGACAAUUAUCAUGAUCAGACGCCCAGCAAAGACACUGAACCCCAAAUGAUGGACAGUAGUGAGAAUAAUUUUCCCUUUAACCAAGGACCACGAAUAAAGACUGAACUUGAGAGUAAUUCUGAAACAAGUACCACCUGUCAAGUACAGCAGCACAUCACAAAACACGGCUUGAAUGAUUCAGGGGCCAGCGAUUCUUCCAGUGAUGCCAACAAAAUCACAUUCAGCCACAUUGGCUCGCCCAGACAUGAGACACAAACAUUUAAUCUACCCGUCAGAAAUCAAGAGAUGUUGACGCAGCAUAGGAUGGAGCUGGCCCAGAUAAGAGAGAGAUUGACAGAUGAAGAGCAAAAGAAGGCUGCAUCUAAAGCUAGAUCCCUAAAGCACAAGCAGAAAGUAUACGGGAAUCCUGAGCUUCGUGAGGCAUACAGGAAAAAGGAGAGAGAGAGAAAAUUGCAAUCACAGCAGGAAAGAAACGAGAGGAAUAAGAGUGAAAAUGAGGAAUUUCAAAGAGUAAAGCAGGUCAGACACAUUGAAGAAGUCGCACAUGAUAAAGAACAACAACAAACACAGUCAAAGACAAACCUGGCUGACAUUUGUUUGGAGGAGGUUCAGCAUGAAGAGGAACUGUCUGAAAGCUACCCGACGCAUCAUGAUAUUCACAGAAAUCCACACGGUACAGGAGAGUAUUUGUGUGUUGUGUGCCCCAGGAGAUUCAGCACACCAGGACUGCUGAAAAUUCAUCUGCGAGUUCACUCCGGAGAGAAACCCUACCACUGCAACUUUUGUGGGAAAAACUUUAGACAAUCAAGUCACCUGAACACACAUGUGAGGAUCCACACGGGAGAGAGACCUCACAUCUGUCAGAACUGUGGGAAGACCUUUAUUGACUCGAGCGCAAGAAACAGACACUUCAAAAAAUGCGUUCUUAUCUCUCUGCAAGGACAAUGAAAUCAUAUGGAGCACCUGUUGUUCACUGAAUUGGAAAUGUCACAGUAAAUACUUUCAAGGCUGAAAUGAAGGCAGCUGAUUUUUCAUAAUUGUGCUGUUUCAAUCGAUAGGUCCGAUCCAGUGUCAUAAAAAACAUAACCGUUGAUAGAGUGAUGUGUCUUUAAAAAGAUUUGACAUUGUUUUUUCACAGAAAUUUCACCUGAACUCCUUGAAGCACUUCCAGUGGUACAUUUUCCACAGCAGGCCUAAUUGAGUUUGAGCUAACUGAGGUAUGGCAGGCUCACAUUUGAACCAUGUAAUGCAGUGUUCAUUAACUGAGAAAAUCUUGCUGCUGCUUCUGUUCCCGCUUCCAGAUUUGAUCUUGUUCCUUCUACUUAAUACUAAAUGUUUAUUAGCUAGCAUAUUUAAGAGAAAAUGUACUACU